Molecule: messenger RNA, 2323 nt
Organism: Neogale vison (American mink)
Lineage: Eukaryota; Metazoa; Chordata; Mammalia; Carnivora; Mustelidae
Gene: DLD
Product: dihydrolipoamide dehydrogenase
Exons: 14
Coding region: 103-1632 (509 amino acids)
Cellular component (GO): mitochondrion; oxoglutarate dehydrogenase complex
Molecular function (GO): dihydrolipoyl dehydrogenase (NADH) activity; flavin adenine dinucleotide binding
Source: RefSeq, a predicted model, not a curated record
AAGCUGCGCCUGUGCAUGCGCAGGGCGGGGAGACCUUGGCGAGGCGGCCGAGGAGCUUAGCGGACGGGGAAGCACUGGCGGAAAGGAAAGUUGAGAGGCAAGAUGCAGAGCUGGAGUCGUGUGUACUGCUCCUUGGCCAAGAGAGGCCAUUUUAGUCGGAUAUCUCAUGGCUUACAGGGAGUUUCUGCAGUGCCUCUGAGAACUUAUGCAGAUCAACCAAUUGAUGCUGAUGUGACAGUAAUAGGUUCUGGUCCUGGAGGAUAUGUCGCUGCUAUCAAAGCUGCCCAGUUGGGCUUCAAGACAGUCUGCGUUGAGAAAAAUGAGACGCUUGGGGGAACGUGCUUGAAUGUUGGUUGUAUUCCUUCUAAGGCUUUAUUAAAUAACUCUCAUUAUUAUCAUAUGGCCCAUGGAAAAGAUUUUGCAUCUAGGGGAAUUGAAAUGUCUGAAGUUCGCUUGAAUUUGGAGAAGAUGAUGGAGCAGAAGAGUACAGCAGUAAAAGCUUUAACUGGUGGAAUUGCCCACUUAUUCAAACAGAAUAAGGUUGUCCACGUAAAUGGAUAUGGAAAGAUAACUGGCAAAAAUCAGGUCACCGCUACGAAAGCCGAUGGCAGCACUCAAGUUAUUGAUACAAAGAACAUUCUUAUAGCUACAGGUUCGGAGGUUACACCUUUUCCUGGAAUCACGAUUGAUGAAGAUACAAUAGUGUCAUCUACAGGUGCUUUAUCUUUAAAAAAAGUUCCAGAGAAGAUGGUUGUCAUUGGUGCAGGAGUCAUAGGUGUAGAACUGGGUUCAGUUUGGCAAAGACUUGGUGCAGAUGUGACAGCAGUUGAGUUUUUAGGUCAUGUUGGUGGAGUUGGAAUUGAUAUGGAAAUAUCUAAGAACUUUCAACGCAUCCUUCAAAAACAAGGAUUUAAAUUUAAAUUGAAUACAAAAGUUACUGGUGCUACCAAGAAGUCAGAUGGAAAAAUUGAUGUUUCUAUUGAAGGUGCUUCUGGUGGGAAAGCUGAAGUUAUCACGUGUGACGUACUCUUGGUUUGCAUUGGCCGACGACCCUUUACUCAGAACUUGGGACUGGAAGAGCUUGGAAUUGAACUAGAUCCUAGAGGUAGAAUUCCAGUCAAUACCAGAUUCCAAACUAAAAUUCCAAACAUCUAUGCUAUUGGGGACGUGGUUGCCGGUCCAAUGCUGGCUCACAAAGCAGAGGAUGAAGGCAUCAUCUGUGUUGAAGGAAUGGCUGGUGGCGCUGUGCACAUUGACUACAACUGUGUACCCUCUGUGAUUUACACACACCCUGAAGUUGCUUGGGUCGGCAAAUCAGAAGAGCAGCUGAAGGAAGAGGGUAUUGAGUACAAGGUUGGGAAAUUCCCCUUUGCUGCUAACAGCAGAGCUAAGACAAAUGCGGACACAGAUGGCAUGGUGAAGAUUCUGGGACAGAAAUCAACGGACAGGGUGUUGGGAGCACAUAUUCUAGGACCGGGCGCUGGUGAAAUGGUGAAUGAAGCUGCUCUCGCGCUGGAGUACGGAGCAUCCUGUGAGGAUAUAGCCAGAGUCUGCCAUGCACAUCCGACCUUAUCAGAAGCUUUUAGAGAAGCAAACCUGGCUGCAUCGUUCGGCAAACCAAUCAACUUUUAAAUUAGAAGAUUAUAUUUUUCUGAAAUUUCCUGGGAGCUUUUGUGGAGGUCACAUUUCUGAAUAGGAAAUGCUCACAGCUCCAAGAAUUUCUAGGACUGAAUUAUGAAACUUUUGGAAGGUUUUAAUAGGUUCGGAGAGAAUGGAAUAAUCUCAUCUAUUUUAAAAUAAAUUGAAUAUUUUGUUUCAGUGCAUUGAAAUUGCAGAAAAAAGCUACUUAUAGUAGCAUCCUGGAAAAUUUUCUCCAACCCAUAUUUUCAUGUUGUUUCUGAACGAUUCGACUUCACUAAAUUUAUGUUACAUAGCUUUUAUCUCUGCUCUUGUAAAGUUGGAUUUACUUACAUGGAUGGAGCUGGCAUAGGGUAUGUGAGCCAGCUGUGUUUGAAGCAAGGUGAUCAAGUUAUUUUAAACUUGGUUUUCGUAUUGGAAACAGUCAUUAGGAUCAGAUUAAAGUAUGUAUAAACCAUACUGAUGUAAAUAAAUGAUCUCACUUAUUUUAUUUAAUCCCUAAAUUCUUGCAGCUUAGAGGUAGAAUUUAUGUUUAAAUUUUUAAGGACCCAUUGAGGUCUGCAGUUUCUAGUUACCCAGUUAGCCAAAUUAAGGAGGUAUAUCUGUGAAAUUCAGAUACUAAAUGGAGACAUAACUGUAUUACAGCGGGGAAUGAAAAUACAGAAAUAAAUAGCUUAAAUAUUCA